AUGGAUUAAUACUCUUAAUACUAUUCCACUCAACAAUUCUUAGAACCAAACAAAGACACAAACAAAAUCUAAAGAAAUAGAUCAAAUACAAAUGAUAUAUUAACAAGUCCAAACAUAGUAUAUAUUACUAGAAAUUAAUAAUAAUCUUAACCUUCAAUAAGAUUGGAAUGUUAAUAAUAAAUCAUUAAACCUUCUCAACCUUAAAAAGUAAUUGAAUCUGAUGAAUUAGUUUUCUAUAGAAAUAAGUGUUCAUAAUAAGAUAAAUUAAUUUUAGAUCUAUAGAGUGAAUUGAAUCAUUUAAAAUCAACUGUUUAAGAAAGAGUUACUUAUAUUGAAGAUACUCAUAGAAUAUAAUAAUUAGAAAAUAAUUUAUAAUAAUAUUAAUAAGAAUGUAAUAGAGUGAACAAUAUAUUAAGAGAGAAUUCAAAUGAAUUAGAGUAAUUAAAAUAAAAAAAUAUUUAAUUAACUCAAUAAAUAUUUUAGUUUCAAUAAUAACAAUUUGAAUUAGAAAGAUUAAAAAGAAAUUCUUAAGAAACUGAUUAAUAUUGGCAAAAUGAAAUAUAAAGAUUAAAUGUAUUAGUGUCAUAAAGUUAAUCUUAAUUAAAUUAAUUAUAAAAGACAUUAAUAGAGACAAAGAAAUAUGAAUAAAUGUAUCAUUAAUAAUAACCAAUUUAAACUUAAUUAGCUUUAGAAUUGGAGAAAAUGACUUAAAUUUUAAAAGCUAAAACUGAAGAAUAUGAUUAAUAAAAACAAACCUAUAUUAGAGAGAUAGAAAUCUUAUCAAGAAGGAUUAAAGAUUCAGAAUUUGAACUUAAAGAUUUAAGAAUUCGAGAGACUAAUUAAUAAUAAUCAAUUGAUUAAUUAAAUAGGGAAAAUAAUUAAAUUACUGAAAAAUUUAUGAAUGAAAUUAGAAAUAAAAAUGAUGAAAUAUAAAAGCUAUAAUAAAUUAUAUAGACUUUAUAAUUGACUGUAUAGGAUACUACAAAAUAUAAAGAGUAUGAAAUUAGAUCAAAAAUGUAAAAUGAAGAGAUCAAUAAUCUUAAUCAAAGAAUUAGAAUGAAAUAAGAGGAAACAGAUAAUUAUAGAUAAUAAAUAUUAAUGUAUUAAAAUUAAAUUUAAGAAUGUUAAAAAUAUAUAGAAUAUGAAAUGAAAUAUUAAAAUUUAGCAUAAGAAUAUGAUAGAUUAAAUAAUUCAUUAAUUAUUAAAUUAUAAGAGAAUGAUUAAUUGAGAAAUUGUAUUUCUAGAUUAUAAAUAACUUUGAAUGAUCAUUAUAAGAUUGAAGAAUAUGAAAAUAAAAUAGCCUUAUAGAAUUAGGAAAUUGAACAUCUUCAUUAAAGUAUACAAUCAAAGUGUUAAGAGAUUGAAAAAUUAAAUUAUGAAAAUAAUAGAGUAACUUCCUUAUUAAGAACAAGAAAUGAUGAAAUUGAUAAUUUGAAAUAUAAAAUAUAAGAUACAUAAUAAUUAAAAGAAUAUUAAUAGAAAUUAUAAGUGUUUAAUGUAGAAAUGGAUAGAUUGUAAAUUUAAUUAAGAAAUAAAAAUGAAGAAUUAGAAAAAUUAAGAUAAUAUUUAGCAUAAUUUUAAUUAUAAGAAGCCAAUAAAUUACAAGAAUUAGAAUAAAAGAAUGUUGUUUAUUAAAAUGAAAUUGAAAGAUUAAAUAAUAUAUUGAAAAUUAAAUUAUCAGAGAAUGAUUAAAAUAAAUAAUAAAUCAAAUAUUUAUAAGAAGAAAAUGAUCAAUAAAAAUGUAAAAUAUUAACCCAAAAUGAUAUACAAUAAUAUAAUGAUAAGAUAACUAUUGUAAAUCAAGAAAUUGAAUCUUGGAAAAAUCAAUUCAUCAAUCUUAAUAGAGAAUAUCAUAAAUAAUAAGAAUAAUUAAUGUUAUCUAAUGCAGAAUUAGAUACAUUGAAAAAACAAAGAAGCAAUUCUAUUAAAGUAAAUCUUAUAUUCAUUAUUUAUAGUUGGAUAAUUAUGAAUCAAUGAAAGAAAACUCUACUCUUUCUUCAUUCUAAUAUGGAACUCUUACAUUAAGAAACCUUUGA
Molecule: messenger RNA, 2036 nt
Organism: Paramecium pentaurelia
Lineage: Eukaryota; Ciliophora; Oligohymenophorea; Peniculida; Parameciidae
Source: the annotation of a GenBank genome assembly